Messenger RNA from Scatophagus argus, 5370 nucleotides. Its product is annotated as FH2 domain-containing protein 1-like. The coding region runs from base 307 to 4224 and encodes 1305 amino acids. NCBI's taxonomy places the organism in Eukaryota, Metazoa, Chordata, Actinopteri, Scatophagidae. The transcript has 14 exons. The record is from RefSeq and is a predicted model, not a curated record.
CCAGUGUGUCGGGCUACCGCUCAGCGCGCGCUGCCCGUGGAUGCGAGCCGGUGUCAAACAGGAUCAGUAAAUUCGUGUUUUGCUGUGAACUUGGAGGUUUUCGAACGGAGGUUUCGCGCAGGAGCAUCCGCGCCGCCGAGUCCGCUCUCUCCGAACUUUAAUCUUCUGGCCUCUGGUUCUGACCCUUCGACGACCUCCGAUGUUCCUGCAGCGAUGACCCAUCUUCAUCACCAUCACCACAGCCCUCGCCAUGGUCGCCCGUCGGCUCGGUGACCGACCUGUCCGCCACCAAACACGGCCGCGGGGAUGCAUGUGAUGGGCAGCGUCUCCCCGGCCAAUGAGAGGGAGGGUUUCUCCCUAAUGGAGGAGGGCGUGGCUGUCGCCGUGCCAACAGGAUUUUCUGAUAUGGAAGGCAACCGGGCAAGACCACCGCCUCCUCCUCCUCCUCCUCCUCCUCUGCCGCCUCUUCUUUCUCCUCCCCCUCCUCCCCCCAUGCCACCCCUGCUCCCAGGGUUAGGAGACCCUGUAGGAGGCCUGAGGAAGACGAAGAGGGUGAGGAGUUUCUUUUGGAAGACGAUACCAGAGGAUCAGGUGAAGGGGCGGGCCAACCUGUGGACUCAGGGCCAAGUGCAGCAGCAGUACCAGAUCGACGCCCGGACCAUCGAGGAACUGUUUGGUCAGAACGACAGUCAGUCACACGCCAAGUCGCCGCCCGCCAGGGGAGGGAAAAUCAGGAGCUCGUUCAGAGAGAGCAAAGAAGAGGUCUCCAUCCUAGACUCAAAGCGAGGGAUGAACAUUGCGAUUUUCCUCAAACAGUUCAAGAGGUCUAAUCAGGCAAUAGUAGACGAUAUUCACCAUGGCAACAGUGAGCCUUAUGGGGCGGAGCCUCUGAGAGAGCUGCUGAAGCUGCUGCCAGAGGCUGAGGAGGUGAGGAAACUGAAGUCGUACCAAGGCGACGUCUCUAAGCUCUCAUUGGCCGAUUCCUUCGUGUACCUGCUGAUCCAGCUCCCCAGUUACUCGGUCCGCAUUGAGGCGAUGCUGCUGAAAGAGGAGUUUCCUGUGGCGUGCGAGGCCAUGAAACGAGACAUUAAGAUCCUUCGCACGGCCGCCAAAGAGUUAAUGUGCUGUGAGGAGCUGCAUGCUGUUCUCCACCUGGUGCUGCAGGCCGGGAACAUCCUCAACGCCGGAGGUUAUGCAGGAAACGCGGUGGGUUUCAAGCUGUCGUCUCUUCUCUCUCUGGCCGACACCAAAGCCAACAAACCGGGCAUGAAUCUGCUGCACUUUGUCGCUCUGGAAGCCCAGAAAAAAGAUGACAAGCUGCUGGAGUUUCCUGUGAAGUUGAGUCACGUCCAGCAUGCAGCCAGGAUCUCCUUGGAAACGCUGGACGGCGAGCUGCAGUGGCUGAUGUCCCGCACGCGCUCAGUAGAGGAGAACAUCCAAAGAGACACGGAGCUGCUGCAGCAGCUGGACAACUUCCUGCAGUCCGCCACCUCGUCUCUGUGCUCGCUGCGCAGCAGCCGGCAGCAGCUGAAGAAGGAAGGCAGCGAGCUGAUCGACUUCUUCUGCGAGGACAGAGACACGUUCAGGCUGGACGACUGCUUCAGUAUCUUCCACACCUUCUGCUCCAGGCUCACUGCUGCCGCCAAGGAGAACAUGGAGAGGGAGGCGAAGGAGGCAGCACGUCAGCGGCGGAUUCAGGAGCUGGACGAGCAGAAGAGGCACUCGUGGGCUGGGGCUGAGCAGGUGGGUGGAGCAUUUGGAUUGCGUUGCAGCAGCGAGACGGACAUGGCAGCUGUUUUGGCACAACACAGCGAGGCCGGGCUGCUGGUGGAGCUCCUGAGCCCCAAGUCUCAAGCCCGCUCGCCCAGUCCUUCGGGACGCUAUGGGAGCUUACGACGCUCCCGAAACUCUCCGUCCAGCUCGCCGUCUGUUGCUGCUGAACGUGAACUGAGUACACUUUUGGGGAUGCCGACUCCCGACCACAAAGUCGCCCAGCAGCGAGGAAUGGGAGAGACAAGGACAGUUUUUCCACCAGCCUCACCUGAACCUGGAAGUUCAGUACUCUCCCCUCAGUCUCGACCACAAAGUCCAAGGGUCAGCAAAAGCAGCUUCUCCCAAAACCAGCAGCCUCAAGUGGGCCAGAUGUCCCUGCAAACCCUCUCCUCAUCUCCCAAGACCUCUUUGAGUGCACAAAACACAAACCAUGCAACCGCCACUUACCUCAGCUGUGAUGCUACUCAGCCUCGAUUAAAUAUAAACAGUCCCACUAAUAAAGUGACCGUCAAACCUACCUCUGAUGCAAACCAGCAAUCCGACCACAGCAACAAUGGCAACCAUCGAUUUGGCCUGGGUUUUAACAGGCAGGCAAAGCUUUCUGAAACUGGUUUGAGAGGGGAAGCAGCUAGUAUGAAAAGCGAACCCAGUUCUGAUGUGACAGGCAAAAUGUCUGUAGUUGUAGAAAAAUGCACUCUGGUGCCUGAACUGAAGGUGUUUGAUCAGGUCACCAACCCGAGCAGUCACAGAGAAGGGCCUUGCACCGGUCGCUCCCGAGGAUAUCACCAGGAUGAUAUGCUAAUCACAGAUUUGGAAGAAGAAGAGGUGGACAAAUCUCAAGUCCAGAAGGUGCAGAACAAAUCCCCUAUUAGGAUUGCAAAAACAACAGUUGUUCAAGUCUCUGAAACAAGCUCUUCCUCGUCACAAAGAGAAGAAGAGGAGGGACGAGAGGACAAGGUGAUUGUUUGGUGUGUGACUGGUGUGUGUGAGGCAGCCGGCGAGCUCACACACUCUGACAACACACAAGCACAAACUGAAAAUAAUCAUUGCAGAAGUGACAAUCAGGGAGGAUGCCAGCAUGCUUCCUCUGCCCCAGCCAAUCACACGCCUUCAGAACCUCAGCCAGCCAGUAAGAAACCAGUGCCUGUGCCCAUCAGCAGCCAACCGGUGCCUGUGUCCCGCUGUGACAACCCAUCACAUCCUGUCUCCUCCUCAAGGUGGCGCCCAGCAGAACCUGCAUCAGACAAUAAAGGGCCUGCUCUCGCCGCAGGUGCCUCUGAGGAAGCUAAAGCAACAGCCAGUCAAAAGGAAGAAACGGUGGGCUCCACCAAUGAGAAGAGAGAUGUGGAAACAAAACAAUCACCAGAUGACAGGAGCAAAAACAGCACUGCUACCUGUCGCACAACCAAUGAAAACACAGCUCCUUCAGCUUCUUUGCCGAAUGGAAAGGCAGAGCCGGUAACAUCGUCCAAACCAUCCACCAAGAGCCUCCGUACCUCUAAAUCUCGACCCGCUGGGAUGAAACCUGCAACACCAAACACCGUCCUCAGCACCAUCAAAUCCAAGCCUGUCCGCACCCUCACCAACUCUGAGAACCACAGCAUGAGGCGGGUUGUGCCCAUCUCCAGAACCAGCCGAAGUGCUUCCUCUCUGGGCAAACAUCCUGAGAAGCCCCCUGGCAACCACCGGGGUUCCGCCAGCGCUGCACCACCUGCCAGUCCGACUGUCUCCAGCCUAAACAGCACCUCCCUGCGACGAGGAGAGAGGCCCUCGACUGCUCCUUCAUCUCGACGCUCCAGCAUCAACAAGAUACCGGAUCACAAGGAUUCAAAAGACCAGAAGGUUUCAGGUACUCAGGGAUCUGUCCGAGAGCAGAGCCACCACUUGCAAAAGAAGCCGUCCAUUCGAAAGCUUCCAGCAAAACCCAAAAUGCAGCCGGAGGAGAAGAUGUGUCGCUCCACACUGCGGGCGCUCGCCCAAGGAGGAGGUGGAGGAGGUGGAGGCAGUAUCAGUGCCCCCGCAACUCCUUUGCACAAGGCUACUACCCCGUCUUCAUCGCUUCCAAGUUUUGCGCGAAACACUGCCUCCUCGUCUUUCAGACGAACCCACACCACGCUCGGUCCUCCUGCUCCUCCCCAUUCAUCCCGCCGUGUCUCAGACUCCUCCACUAAACCCUCUACCAAGACCACCUCCUCCUCCAUCGCCCCUCCUGGCACCUCUUCGCCUUUGACCCGAACAGGCUCACUGAGAGUCUCUGCCGCCGCCAGAUCCUCAGAUCUCCACAAGCCGUCCUCAUCCUCCCCCCCAACAAGGUCUCAGAGCAUCAGGGCUCCUCCUCGCUCUCCACUCUACGACUCGCUGGUUCCCCCUAAAGGCCACAAGCGGACUGACAGCGGCAGCUUCUCCGACAAGUCAACUCACUCAAGGGACUCAAGGCCAAGCUGGAGAUAACAGGAGAAAUCUGGGGCUGCAUGCCAAGCAGCGUCUCCUUGUCCCUCCCUCCUUAUGGGAGGUGGAGUCUGAGUAAUAAGCUACGACAUGAAGGAUAAACUCCGACUUAUGUAGGAAGAGAGGAUGCAUUCCUGAGCAAAAAUCUCAAGUUUAGCUGGAGAUAUAGAAGUAGUUACGUUCCGAUAUGAACUGCAGAUGUUUCAGUCGAACGCAAAGAUUAAUUUAUCUCUGAUGCAUUCAAACUUAAACUAAGCUGGUAGUAAAAAUAAACGAAGCAUCCCAUUUGAAAGUGUACACUGUGUACACUUUAUACUGUCAAGUGUUCAGCAUCUGAGCUAAAAAAAACCACACAGGCUGAAUGAAAUGAGGAAUAAACUGUCUGUUUGAAACACUUAGCACAGUGUGAAGCUCACCAAGCUUCACGACCACAGAUAUAAAGCACUGACACCCAGUUCACGAACGGUCAACUAUCACGAGAAGGUGUUCGUGAAAUAAUUAAUUUGUGUUUUCAAGGAAAAGGUAAAACGGAUAACUAAAACUGCGAACACAAGUAUUGGGGUCCAGGUGCUAACAUCUGCACACAUGUCCCCCCCCUUGUCCUUCUGGGGACAGCCGCAUCAUUCAGUUUUCAGUGAAAAAUGAAGGAGGUAAAUAAGUGUUGAAGUGACUGAAUCCACUCUGUUGCCCGUCUUCUCCUGAUCAAAUUACUUUAUUUUAUGUCUUUAAAUACCUUUUUGAUUCUGCACCUUUAACUCCACUAACCAGCUGAGGAAUAAGAUAAGAUGAACUUUAUUGAUCCCGCAGUGGGGAAAUUCACCUGUACGGAAUCUCUGUACAUAUGGCCUGAUUAAUUUAAAAAUCAUUUUCUUAUAAUUAUUAUUGUAUAUUUUGAAAAGAAAACAGUAGAUUUUUAAAUCACUAAAACUGAUGAAGUUUCUAAAAUGAGUGAUUAGUUUAGACGAGGAGAUAUUUUAAAUGUCCCUGAUUCAAACCAUCAGUGUCCGACUCACUGGGAAAAGUUGUUCAUGUGAGGAUAUUUGUAUGUUUAUGUAUCUCUAUUUAUGUAUGUAUGAAGUCAAUAUUUGAUAUAUAUGUUUAUAUAUAUAAAAUCUAUCUGCAAAUUAAUAAAGUAUUAUUCCUCCAACA